Messenger RNA from Coregonus sp. 'balchen', 4049 nucleotides. Lineage: Eukaryota; Metazoa; Chordata; Actinopteri; Salmoniformes; Salmonidae. The record is from the annotation of a GenBank genome assembly.
AGAACAUGCAAGCGCGCCAAAUAGGAAGAACGUUGUGUAGCUAGCUACGUGCUGAUCAAAUUCGCAGCAUAGUAAACAAACCAUACCAAAAGCCAGGUAGCUAACUAGAUACUGUAAGCUACUAAACUUUAAUUUCACUUAUGAGGGAGCUUAAUCACCAGUUACUUUUCCUGGAACUUCGAGGCAGGACCAGAAAUCGAUUGGACUAGUAGGAACUUGCCGAACAAGCCAAGGUAAGCGUCAAGUGUUUUGUCUCUCUGCUAGUCUGACUGCUUUGUAUCAGCUGCUAAGCCAUGUUGCCAUCUAACUAGCUUGCUAACGUUCCCUUGCUAAAUAAAUAAAUCAAGAAAAUGUUGUUAGCAAGCUACAGAUCAUCUCUAGUGGCCAGUUGUUGUCAUGGGAACAUCCGGCGUGCACUGUUUGUUAGCCAGGAAGGAACAGCAGAGUCAGACAACAACAGACAUUUGCAUUGGAGCAAACAGUGACAGAAAAAAAAAAUCUAAUUAUUUAGAGGACGUUAGUGCACUAGCUAGUUACACAGGGGAUAGGGGGUCAUUUGAGACGCAGACAGUGAAAGGGUUCAUAACGCCUAUUCUGUUGCACGUAAGGUUCAAAUUCCGUUUUUACAAUACAGCUAGUUAGUUACCCCUUUAAAUACGAGUUUCAUCUAAUAACACUGCAGUAUUGAACAGCAGUCCAGAAGCCACCAAUGAAUAGGUGAACUCUUGUCUACAACCCUUUCUUCAUUCAAUACACUACCAUAGCUCAGAUAUCUCACCACACCCACUGUAUGCUCACCCCUAUGUCUGACCUCCCUGACCUCUCACCCAGUUAUUUUGUUCUUCCACCCCCUCCUUCUCCUGUCCCACUAACAGCAAUGGACCAGGGUGGUGGUGUGGCGUUGUGGCCUCGCAUGGAGCCAUUCCUCUUGGGGGCUCUGCAGGUGGCACCCCCUACCAAACUCAGCCUGCACUACCUGCGCAAGAUGGCUGCCUACGUGCGCUCACGAGAGGGCUGCUUCCCCAUGCUGGGCUGGCUCAUGUGGAGGCACAUCGCCUGUGGCAAGCUGCAGCUCCCUGAGGACCUGGCCUGGCUCUACUUCGAGACCUUUGACCUGCUGGUUGGUCAUCCUGCAGAGGAGAGGCUGGAGUGGGCUGAGAACCUGUCCCAGUGCUCCUCCGCCAGAGAGCUGGACCGCCAGAGGAGCAAGGUGAGCCGUGAGCACACUAGCGACAGGGGGAGGGAUGAGAAAAGGGCAGAGACCUGUAUGACUAUGCCCCCCAGGGAUGUGUUGGCAGUUGGACUGUAAUAAUAUCUAUCCUGUUGUAUCCUGCACUCCUUUUGUUUAGACAGACGUUGACAGGAGUCUGUUCAUGAUCCUUUUAGGUAUUGUUUGUGAGACUGUCCUAUGUGAAGUAUUGGUUUGUGUUCAGAAUCAGAUAAAGAGAUUUCUCUGUAUUUCCCUCUUCUCUAUUUUCCAGUUGUGUGUGGACACGCUGCAGUUCCUCCUCUUCCUCUACAUUCAGCAGCUGAACCGGGUGUCUCUGCGUACAUCUCUGAUUGGUGAAGAGUGGCCCAGCCCCCGCUCUCGCUCACCCUCCUCGGACCGCGAGGCAAAGACCAGCUCUCAAAACAAGGUCCUGUUGCUCUAUAUUGCUUACAGGUUCAACGGCAUACUGAGAGUGGAAAUGUACAUGAUCAGGUCUCUCUAACCUAUCUCUAUACAUUAUUUAGUUUUCUUUCUUGAAAUGCAAAGCAAAACAUGAUGUUGUAGUAAUUGACAUUGUAAUAUAAAAAAGUCCCCUGUAGCUCAGUUGGUAGAGCAUGGCGCUUGCAACGCCAGGGUUGCGGGUUCGUUUCCCACGGGGGGCCAGUAUGAAAAUGUAUGCACUCAGUAACUGUAAAUGGAUAAGAGCAUCUGCUAAAUGACCAAAAUGUAUUAGCUCCCAUAUCCAUGCAUUGUAUCAUUGCUCACAGUCUUUUCACCCUGUUGUUGUGAUCAGAACUGGGAUGACCAGGCCCACCUGUCCUUCCUCCAGGCCCACCUGUGUGAGCUGCUGGAGCUGCUAGUAGAACCAGGCCAGCUGUCAGGGUCCGGCCAAGCCGUGAAGGACAGCCAGGUCUCUCUGGAGGCUCUACAGGUGAAGGGAGGGAACAUAGUAUGCAUCCCAAAUGGCACCCUAUUCCCUAUAUAGUGCACUAUAUAGGGAAAAGGGUGCAAUUUGGGAUGCACUCAUCCUCAACUAUAUCUUCUUGCAUAAAACAGUGAAAGGUCCCAUAACAUGCCCAAAAUGUUGCAGUGUUCAUUCAGUUUUUACAAUACAACAAUUUUCCUUUUCAGUAAAGAACAAUACAAUAAAAUAUUUUCUCUACAGGGCCUCAGCCUGCUGCUGGAGGGCUCAGUAUCCCGCGGCCGGACCGUCCACCCCAUCCACAAGCUGCUCUCCAGAGCCCCAAUCCAGGCCCAGGCAGGGUACUCCAAACUCAGCCGCUCCUUCUCCCUGCACCCACUGAUGGCGUGGCUCAGACAGGCCCUGGUCCCCAACCCCUUUGGGAUGUCAACCUGCCUGAGGUCUGGGAAGAAGCUGGCCUGGGCUCAGCAAGGUCGGUUACUACCACCCAAAGUAAACCCUUAUGUGGAUCAUUAAUUGAUAUUUAGAUGUCACAGUCAAAUAAGGUAUGUUAGUAUGUUUAUAGAAAUUAGUGUGUUAUCUUGUAACUUUCUAGCUCACCUUUUUCUGUGGGAGAUGUGGAGAGCUAUCAGGAUUGAAGCAUGGCUGGCUGUCUGUCUGUGACUGUCUUUUCUGUUUGUUCUCCUGUCCUCCAGUGGAGGGAGCUAUGAAGAGAGCUAAGAUUGCCCGGAACACCCACAUGGCCCCCCCAGGCAGCAAGAUGGUGCUGAUGUCACAGGUGUUCAGACAGACCCUGGCCAAGGACUCAGACAAGCUAGUGGGAGCUAACGUCAAAAUACACCGUUGCAGUGACGCUUUUAUCUACCUGCUCUCUCCACUCAGGUGAGGUUCUCUACCCAGAGUCAGACUGGACACUACAGCUUCACCUAAAUACAAUAACAUUUCAAUAGAAUGAUCCCUUUUCUCAGAUGAGAUGGCAUUCCCCGUGGUGUGUGUUUCAGGUCAGUGAGCCUGGACAAGUGUCGUAACAGCACGGUAGUCCUGGGUCCCAUCGAGACCAGUAUCCACAUCCAGAGCUGUGAGAACGUUAAGGUGGUGUGUGUAGCUGGCCGUCUGGCCAUAGGGUCCUCCUCCUACUGUACCAUCCACGCCCUCACCCCCACCCGGCCCCUACUGCUCCCCGGGAACACUGCUCUCACCCUGGGGCCCUUCCACACACACUACCCCUCCCUGGAGGAUCACAUGGCCAGUGUAGGUCUAGCUGUGGUGCCCAACGCCUGGGACCAGCCCUUACUGGUGGGAGUGGAGGGUACCACCCCAGACCCUGGAUCCUACAGGCUGCUGCCGCCUGCUGAGUUCUGCCCCCUUGUGGUGCCCUUCAGGAUGGAGGGGGAUACGUGUGAGGUGCCAGGCGGGCUGCCAUCGCUGUACCAGAAGACCCAUGAGGAGAGGGAGAAGAGUGUACAGGACUGGCAGAAGACAGUGAAGGAUGCCCACUUGAACAAGUGGGUCAUUAACAAAACUGCUAGAUUAAUUAGCAAUGGAAAUUUGACUAGGACUCAGAGAAUGGAAACAUGAAGUGCUUCCCAGUUUCCAUGAUCAACUCUUAAACAUGUCUGCUGAUUUUAUAGAGGGUUGUGAGCUCAGGGGGUCUGGUAAUGUUUCUCUUGUUGCUCUAUUCAGUCAGGCUUCUCUGUUUUCAGGGAGCAGCGGCGUCAGUUCCAGGCCCUGGUGGAGCAGAAGUUCCAUGAGUGGCUGUUGGAGUCGGGACACAGGCAGGAGCUGGACAGCCUUAUCCCCCCAUACAUCGCGUCCCAGGACCCCUCGGACAGCGACAGCCUGGAGGCCAGGACCAAUGAUACCAGACAGGAAGGGACAUCUAGACAGGAAGUGGGGCAGACACCUAUGCCUUGCUGA